This is a messenger RNA of Oryzias melastigma (Indian medaka), 858 nucleotides long. Its product is annotated as protein FAM184A. The record is from RefSeq and is a predicted model, not a curated record. NCBI's taxonomy places the organism in Eukaryota, Metazoa, Chordata, Actinopteri, Beloniformes, Adrianichthyidae.
CCUCCCUGCGUGCGGAGCUGAACCACCUCCACGCCACAGCCAUCGAGCACCUGAAGCACAUUCACAUGAAGGAGAACGCGGCGGCGAAGCGAGAGCUGGACAAAGCCAGGGAGCAGAACCACAAAAAGGUAGCUUGGAUGGAACAAGAGCUCCUCGUUCGUGUCUCUGACCUGGAGGCGGAGAUGUGUUCCCGUAGCAACCGCAUCACCGACCUGGACCACGAGAUCCACGCCCUGAAUGAGACCAUCGACACUCUGACCAGAGAGCUGGAGCUGAAGGGCAAAGAGGUUCUGCGGGUCCGCAGCGAAGCCAACCACCAGAUAAGAGCCCAUGAGCAGGACCUGACAAAGAGACACGAGAGGGACCUGGGGGAGCUGAACGUGGCUCAUCAACGAGAAACGCAGAUCCUCCUGGCAGACUUCAACAAGGCCCAGGAGGUUCUGAAGGACAAGAUCUCCGCUCUGCAGAUACUGCUGGAGGGGACGGAGGAGAAGUUGAGGAACAGAGAGAGCAGACCGGAGGACCUCCACCUCAUAGCGGAGCUCCGAGAAAUGGUCAGCGAACGAGAAGCUCUGGUCAAAAAGCUGGUGGACGAUAAGAAGUUCUACCAGCUGGAGCUGGUCAACAGAGAGACCAGCUUCAACAAGGUUUUCAACUCCAGUGCUAACGUUGGCGUCAUCAACCCUCUGAUCAAGCCCUUCCCUUCCUGUCUUACCUGGGGGAGGACUGAGCUGCAGACCGUCUCCCACAGGCUCAGCUGGGUUCAUGGUUUCCAUGGUUUCCGGGUCACACGACCUGCUGCCCUCCAGUCUUGUCAUUGUCAUUGGAGGCCCCGAAUGAUGACAAAAUGACACAACA